ACAUCAUAAGAUGACUAUAGAGCACAUAGUGGCCUAUAUUGUGGUCAAACAGUGAUUCGGUCCUAAAGGAGCCCUUGCACGUUUUGUGGUCUACGCCGUAUUUACCGAAACAGAUUUUGCUGACAAGGAGGUUAGAUUAGUGUUGUUCCAUAAAGGAAAGGAGGUCAUAAAGGCAUGCGCAGGAACACAACCUCACAAACUUUUAUGUGGGUCGGUCAUUGCACUCGGCCUGCAUGUUCAGCAAUGUUCGUAUUUUGUUGUGCCACGAUGUAUUGGUUUCCCCUUGUUUUACUUUAUGUUUUACUUGUAUGUAAGUAGGCUAAAUGUAAAAUACCUCUGUGACACGCUACCUCUAUGGCUAGGCUACAGCACAGCCUACAAAACUGCCUAUGUCAACCCACAGAUCUUUUCUGAGCUUGGCGACAAUGUCUCCAUCUCGUGCCGGUACUCGGUCAAAAACCAGUGCCUAAUGAAUUGUUGGGCGAGAGUCACAAUGAACGGUUCUCUGGAAACCGUUCACACAGAAAGCGAGAAACGCAGUCGUUUUUCUCAAAGUCAUUCUCAGGACCCAGCCAUAGUUGAAUUGAAUAUAUUUCAGACUGAAAUGGUUGAUGCCGGCCGUUACUACUGUGGAAUGUGGCACGCCGGCUAUUUCCAAUUUGUUGGCGAGGGAACAUCGCUGCUUGUAGAGGAGAAGGUCUGGACCAACAGAAGCCAGGUUAUUUUGCUGAGUGAUAGCGCUGUACUGGAGCAUCCGUUGCGCAGAAGCGAGCCUUUGACGCAGGUGGAGCUGCGCUGCCUGGUCACUGGUGUCAGCUCUCCAGAGAUCAAUAUUGUCUGGCGAUCCUCUGGCGGAGCAGAGGUGACUGGGCGUAGGGCUGCGUGGGAGUCCACAGGCUCGAAAGAAGUGUUCAGUGUGACAAGCAAGCUAAGGAUCAAUAUCACCACCAGCAAAAACACCAACUACAUUGCACCAGACGUCUUAGAGGAAUGGUGGUGUGAGGUGCAGGUGGGACUCCAUGUCGUAGAGAGGAGCCACAUCACCUCACUAGACCUGCUGAGCGAUCACCUGACGGCAGGUCCUGUGGAGUGGUGCCAACUGGUCAUUUACUCAGCUGGGGCUCUUAGCGUAGUGUGUGUGUGCGCCGUCAGUUUACUCAUCAGCUACUGGGUGCUUCACCUGCGCAAAAGUGCAGAUUCUUCUUCAGACAUCAACAGCACAGCUACAGCACAAUUUUGCUGCAGCAUGUGCCAGUCUGUGUCAUGUCAGGCUGAUGCUCAGCAAGCUUUGACAUAUUUCCACCUGGACUUCACCCAGAUGAGGAGAGCAGAGGGAACACCAGGAAGAAACCAGCAGAAAUGGCAGCACAAAGAAAUGACCACAGUGACAUACAGCUGUGUCCAGAGUGUUAAGACUUCAGCCGCUUCAACUACCAGACGUGCUACUUCACCAAAUAUACAGGCCAAGUCCUCAGAUGUGACAUAUGCCUACAUUGAUAAUGAGCAAACAUUAAGAAACGCAAGGCGACUGAGUGACCAACCAACUCGCAUACGUGAGGCAGAGACAACUUAUCAUACAAUUAAACGUCCUUAAAGCAGGUGUGCUUCCAAAUGCAACACUGUUGGAAUCAGCAUGCAACAGGAAAUAUUAAAAAGAAAACUAAAGUUUUGGAGUGUGACCUUUUUUGAUCUUUAAAUGAUGAAUAACACAUUUAGGAGGAGCACACACUGGUGUGUAACAGUGUAACUGUUGGAGAAUAUUAAUAUUAACUCUAAUAUUAACAAAGUUUUGCUGGAAUUACAGUAUGAAUGAAUCUUUGAAUGACAGAGAUGUCAGUAAACCAACAUAUUGUUCACCUUGCAUGUAUAUAUUUAUUUUUUUCUAAGCAUCUUGGUUAAAUUUGUGUAUGUCAAAUAUAUAAAAAUAUAAAAUUAUUGCUUCUUAUUUUGCCAUAUUAAAGUUGA
Molecule: messenger RNA, 1965 nt
Organism: Alosa sapidissima (American shad)
Lineage: Eukaryota; Metazoa; Chordata; Actinopteri; Clupeiformes; Clupeidae
Exons: 10
Coding region: 296-1594 (432 amino acids)
Source: RefSeq, a predicted model, not a curated record